GUUUGCUUUUAAUGUUUAUGAUGUGUGUCCUGCUGGGUCCGUUCCCUAUGUGAGACAUUACUUUGCAUUCCAACGCUGCUAACUUAAGGGCUAAUGCUACCUACACGUCGAUACUGUUUACAUUAUUUUUUUAGUUUGAAUUAGCCAAGUCACAAUGUAGCAUCCCCGAAAUAUUUCCCAACUUGUAGGGGAAAGCAGUACAUGGUACAUGUUUGCUCACUUCACAACACAAAGCAAAGUGUCAAUAUCCGGGUUAGCUACAGCCUUUGUUGUCUGUCAAAAUACUACGAUCGUAGCAAGGUAGUGCAGCUUAUAAUACAUUCCAUUUGUUUGAAAAAUGAUGUACAUGUUCAGCUGGUGGAUAUUAGCAGGAUUAGCUAGUCCACUAAGUUCAACCGGAACUUGUGCUGUAAAGUCAGAGCUGAAGCCCACAGGCGCACCAGGAGAUGGCGUGUGUCUUCUGUAGUUAAAUAAAGUUAAAUAAAGGGCUUCAAGAUGAGCCGAGCUGGGGACACAACAGUGGUCUCUAUUUUUUACAUCUGUGAGGCGAGUCCGGAACCACGUCUACAAAGUGCAACACCAAAAACGGCGCAGUCUCUUAUACUGUGUAGUUUCACCAGAAUCACAUCACGCAUCAAUGUUCUACUGCUGGUUAUGCUACAGCCGACUAGGUAUAGAUUGAUAUAGAUUGCAUUUAACUGAGCUUGACAGGACAUAGAAAGGGGGACUAUAUGACACCUGUGUUGCACUCCCACCAUUGGCUUCCUGUUUGUUACAGGAUCAAUUUAAAAUGUAUUUUUAAAUCUCUUAAUGGACUGGAUCCACAUUACGUGGCCCCUCCGCUGCUCCUGGAUUGGUCUAAAACUAGGCAAACAACCAAAGUAGAUCGCGCCUUUGCAGUAUCUGCCCCAAAUUUGUGUAACAGCUUACCACUCCAUAUUAGAUCUGCCUAAGUCACAUUGAUACAUUGGGAUAAACAUGUGCUUCCCAGACCUGACUGGUCUGGGAAGUCUUAAUAAGUCAAGACCUUUCAGUGCUUAUGUAUCAGUACAGGGCCCCAUAUUUUGUAGCCGAGAUGAAUCAGCUGUCUCAUUAAUCUUCCUUUAUUCCCAAAUUUAGCCUUUUUGAUCGGCUAUUUUGGUUUCUGUGAGAGCUUUUUGAGCUAAGGAGGUCAUAGCAACAACAACAACAAAGGAGAUGAGCAACAAGAGGAAACCAGAGAGCCACUCGAGGGCACCGAGCAGACCACGGGUCAUGAAGUCCGGAGGCUCCCGUGCUGAUUCGGAGAGGGACUCUGGAUUCUCAGAUGCAGGCUCAGAGCAUAUGAGCACUAUGGACACUACCGACUCUGAGGAUUCGCCCUGCCCUGUUGUGCAGCAGGGACCACAGGCGCCUGGCUCUCGGGUGGCUGUGUUAGGAGGCUCCUACUCCAACCUCUCUCGCAUGAUCAUCAUGAACAAUGUCCUCCUGAAACCGCCUGAAAACAACCCUCCUGCUCUAAAGCCUUGGGCCUUUAGUCCCGCUGUGGAGGUGGUUCAGCCUGUGGUCCAGCAACCUCAGGUCGUGUUCCUCCAGCCUGUGGUUUCUCGUCAGUCUUCCCCUGUCUCUAAAGAGACCACCUCCAGACACAAACGCCCUAAGAAGUAUCUUCCAAUCCUGAAAUCCUACCCUAAGAUUGCACCACAUCCCGGAGACAAAUCCUCUUCCUCAGGGAGAGGAACUGCGUCCUUGUCUUCACCUUCCUCCUCUUCUUCUUAUUCCUCUUCCUCCUUAACGGAUUCAAAGAGAGGUAACAGUCUGAUCUCCAACCACCGUGAACACAGUCAAAGAGAAAAACAUCCAAGAAGUGUGUGUGGUAGUGUUAGUAGCUCUGGCUCGAUCAUUACCAGUCUUCCUGGUGACCGCGGCACCGUCUUGUCCCGUCUCCAGAACCGACUUUCUUCCCCUACAUCAGAAUCCAGCGCCAGCAGUAGUCCUGCCAGGGAGAGGCCUUCCUCGGCCAUCAGCCAAUCAGAGUUUACCACCUCCCUUUCGAUCACUCAGACCACCGAUUCCAAAAAACAGACACUCCCGUUUCCACGGAUGGACGCCCAGGAGAACGUUAUGCUGGAAGAAAGCGACCUAAGUGACAAUGAUGCUGAUACAAAGAGGAAGCGCUUCUGUAACACCUACAACAUUCUGAGCAAAUCUGGCCUGCUCGACAUUGCUCUUCGUACCAAGGAGCUCCUCCGGCAGAGCCGACACACCCAGAAUGACCUAGACCGGCUGAAAGAACACACAGACCUCUUCUUCCAGGCCCUGCGGAGCGGUAACACUAGCAUCUGUAUUAAGCUGCAGGCCAGCCUUCAGGAGGAGGACAGAGAGCCAGAGGGGGAGAGAGCUGCUCAGACCAGCUUAAAGGCAGAUUAAACCUGGGUUAGUGCAAGACAGUGAACCUUUAGUCUGGGAUGGGGAAGGGAAGGCCAUGGUUGGGGGGCGUCACAGCGUUGCAGAGACAGAUGGACUGAAAGUAAUGUGCUCCACAAUAUAUACCCACCCCAGAUUCUCUCACACAGACAGUGUGCUGUGGCCUACAUUUUGGCUUCUGCCUGCCCAAGGGCUCUGACACACCGAGCUGACCUCACACAAUUGAUGCAGAUGAAGACUCUUUGUGGCCACGCAGCUUCUGAUAAAAGUCCCACUGAAAUUCAUUGCAAGAAUAUCUAUACACAUGAUAAUGUGUAGCUUUUAAAAGUUGCCUGCAAAUUAAGCUUUGCUAUACCUGAUGGUCAGUCAGUCUAAUGUGUUAGGCUUGUAGAAAGAGAAAAGAUGUAUACAAAUGUUUGCUAAAGAAUUGCUUGAUUAGUCUCUGUCAACUCACCCACUGGGGCUUAUUCGAUAGCGUAAUACUGUGAGUGAUGGUCAGCCGCUCCCAUAAAGCCUGGUCACCUACUGUCGACUAGAAGUGUCAGGGAUCAAAUGAAAGAACCACAGCACACUGACCCUGGUUACAACUCUUCCACUGAAACCGCUGCACAGAACUAUUUGUCUCAUUGGCAAUCAAGACCCAAAACGAGAGGAUUGGAACUAACGUAUGAAGGAAGAACAGAAAGAAAACCUUUUCUCUAUGUCAAAAGCACAACAGAGGCUCAGAAUCUGAGUUUGAUUGAUUAGAACACCGGGGGCAUAAAGUGCUCAAGUCAGGAAUGAAUUCAGAUUUUUUGCAUCAUUCAUGCUUUCCUUUAUGCUAUGUUACACAUAAUACUAAAGAUAGAUGCACAAACUCUGAUUACGACGGGCCUAUGGGAUGAAUGUGUUCAGGCCUUUUGCCAGUCAGCCUCUUCUAACAUGUGCCUAAUGGGUCUUUCAAUUCCUGUUCUGUUUUAAAAACUUGAUGUGAAAGAUUUAUUAAGGCCGGCCGACAGUUUCAAAUUCAGCAUUCCCAUCAUGUUUGCUGUGAUAUGAGGCAAACUGGCUGCCAGUAAAGCUCCUAACAGCCUUUUAAAUUCUUCCCUGGCGAGAUCCUGUUAUCUUCCUGUUGCGCAACCAUUGACUUGUGUAAUCUUUGUUUUAUAUAUGUAUAUACGCAUGGUUGUAAUUUAAUGUGAAAUGUAUGAAAUAAUCGUGAGUCCCCUUAGACAAACAUCAAGUGUCUUGAUGAAGAGCAGCUGUCGUGCAUAAACUUCGGGCCUCUUGCAUCCAUGGUUUUGAUUUUCUAUUCAACAAGUCACAAGUCCAACAGUUAGACAGUCAUAUCAGGAACAGUUUUGUGUUUAUUGUUGCAUAUUUGUACUUUUCUAGUUAUGGCCUUAAUAUCCAAAUCCUGUGUCGGUCACAGACCUUUGAAUUUGCACUAAAAUGAUGGAAGCCCAUUUUCCUGGUUAGAAUUAAAUGGCAGCUAUGGGAAAUAAUUUUUUUGCAAACAAGAUUGCAGACUUUUUUAUUUUUCAAGUGCAUUGUGAGUCAUCAUAAGCACAUGACCAGUAAAUACAUACUGCUCCUACAGUAAAGUCGUACAUUAGAUUAUACUGAGAUUUUACGAUUACUAGCAGUUUUCUCAAUAUUAAACAUUGCUUAUCAAAUGUCUUUGUCAAUUAAAAUAUGAAAUGUUUGUGACGAUAAUGUGCUUGUUGUGCUUAUGUUGACUUGAAAUGACUCACUGGGCAAAUCGUUCUAUCCAACUUCUGCCAUUUAUAAACCAUGUCCAUGUGAACAUCAGUACAGUUGUGAGGGUCGUGUGUUUUGUAACCAUUGACCAACCAAAUCUCAGAAACAUGGCCUCUUGUCAAUUUAAUGUGUUUUCUCUGUUGUUUUGUUUUUGUAGGAACUAAAGCGCACACAAAAUUACAGCCUUUAUUUUGUUAACUGAAUGACACAACAAGAGUUCAUGUUUUAUUCAGUCGUUCUUGCUGAUUAAAUCGUUGACCAGA
Messenger RNA from Platichthys flesus (European flounder), 4409 nucleotides. RefSeq names its product CLOCK-interacting pacemaker b (gene cipcb). Gene Ontology annotation, biological process: negative regulation of circadian rhythm; negative regulation of DNA-templated transcription. The coding region runs from base 1198 to 2409 and encodes 403 amino acids. Gene Ontology annotation, cellular component: nucleus. The transcript is spliced from 3 exons. NCBI's taxonomy places the organism in Eukaryota, Metazoa, Chordata, Actinopteri, Pleuronectiformes, Pleuronectidae. The record is from RefSeq and is a predicted model, not a curated record.